Schistosoma margrebowiei is the source of this 541-nucleotide messenger RNA. The record is from the annotation of a GenBank genome assembly. NCBI's taxonomy places the organism in Eukaryota, Metazoa, Platyhelminthes, Trematoda, Strigeidida, Schistosomatidae.
UGGAUAUUGGAAACAGCGCUGAGUAUUAAAUCAAGGUUGCUUCUGGUCCUCGUUUUGUCAAAGUAACUUUUCGUGAUCUUAUUUGUUUUCAGAUCGUGAUGACACAAAAUACGAGCAUUCCAGUCAGUUAUCCUAUGAUGCCUCCGAUGGAUGAUUUAAAUAAAUAUGCACAUUUAUUGCAAGUCAUUGAAGAAAUGGGACGAGAUAUUAAACCAACCUACGCCAAUAACAAAAAUGCUGCAGAAAGACUAAAAAAGAACAUUCACACUGCUAGGAUUUUAGUCAGAGAAUGUGUUUCAGAACUUGAACGUGUUAUGAAAGCGUAGCAUUUUUGUCUUCUAUCCUUUAUCUAUUGUAUUCUGUAAUUAAACAAAACAAAAUUUCAUCUUUCGCUUUUCAACUCAGAAUGUACAUUGUGGGUUCGUUCUACAAUAUGUUUUUCGCGUAGAUCAGUGCCUUUCAAUGUUAAAAUGUCUUCGGGAUAUCUAAUAGUUUUGUGUAUUCGUUUCAUUAUCAUAUAUAAAUGGACUAAGACUGUUGG